CGACGCUAGAUUCACACAACCUCUCACACCGACUAUGAAGAAAUAUCUAGACAUCAAGCCCAAACCUAUAGCGAUACCGUCUAAUCCACAAAGCCGUCCCCCGUCUGCACAGUCUACCCGCUCCAACGACGGCAAACUGCCACCGUUACAAUUUUCGUCUUCGACAUCGGCCUUGAAGUCUACGGCCGGGGGUUCGUCUACGCAGGCGGUUCCAACGAGUCGGGUGCACAUGCGAUCCGCGUCUUCGUCAGAUCUUGCUGGGUCAACCGCACAAUCUACUGCGAUAGCCCGGCAGAGGCAGAUCUCGGGAGACAGAAGACAUGUCGCUGCACCAUCGGGUCGUUCUGCAGCUGGCAGGACGGAUAUGCCUCCCCCAUCCAUUGUCCCCAGCAGAAGUGGUGCGAACAUCGGCGCGGCAGGCGAUAUGGGCAAGGGCCGCGUUCAAGGGAUCACCAAGGACUCUAGCGAUGACAGGUUGUUCCAGUCCACUCCAGCUGAAGCUCCGUCACGUUCCGCGACAUCGACAUCGACGACGGCAUCUCGACAAGUAGAUUCGGGUCCCUUCCGCCCGCAAGCGCAGGGCAGCACGUCGGGGCCGAGGAGACCUGUGGUUCGGCAGGAUGUACCGCAGGACCCACCCGGCCGCAGCAGAACGGGUCCGAUACGCCCUGUAUCAAGUAUGGCGGCGAUGCCUCCCUCGCGACAGGAAGUGGCGGAGAGACCCCAUCGCGUCGUCGGUGGUGCGAGGCGGGUACCGCGUGUGCUGCCGCCAGAACCAGAGCCACAACCUGCCGCUGUACCAGAAGUUAAACGUGGAGGUGACAACGCUGAACGCAAACCGCAGGCACCGCUUGGACCCGCUAAGCGGUCUCGCAGUGCGGAGCCUCGCGGUGGCGUUCCAGCUAAGGUCGCCGUUGUGCCAAAGACCAGGCAGGUAAAGCCUGCUGUUCCGAAGGCUAACGAGAGGGCGAAACCGAUCCCGAAGGCUGAAACCACACAGCGCGCGGGCGUGUCCCAUGGAAGUACGACGGCUCAGAAGGGACGCAGCGACAAGACCCUACCACCUAAACGCGGAGGACAUGCGCCAUCAGGCUCCCGCGACGCGACAGCUGUAGCUGCAGAAAGCAAGGAGAACAAACGCGAGGGUGGCGACGAAGUGUCCCAGAGCGCGACGCAACCAACAGAGAUUCCUUUGCCUCCCAGCCCGCAUCACGAUGCAGCACCGGCGCUCCCACCUACAGACGUACCCUACCUCCGAGCCCACAGCAGACUGCGUGCCCUCCAACCGCGCCCAAGAUCGAUGUUACCAACGAUCCAGCGACGCCCGACGGUCCACCCAGCGCCGUUCAGCGUGUCACCGCCGUCGCGCAGACACCCAUAUCUGCGCUCUUCGCUGACAUAGAGCGUGGAUUCCUGUUCACCCCUGGGGAUCCGCUUUCUCCUGCGCAAACCUAUGCUGAGCAAAAGGGAAAUGCGCCUGUGCUUCCUCCGCUGCGGGCCCUUAGAACUAGCAGACUGUCCGAUAUUACGGAAUGAAGAAUGCCAUCUUGUUUCGGUUGUGCUGAUGAUACCAGUGCAUACUAGCAU
This is a messenger RNA of Fomitopsis serialis, 1587 nucleotides long. RefSeq lists its product as uncharacterized. The transcript has a single exon. NCBI's taxonomy places the organism in Eukaryota, Fungi, Basidiomycota, Agaricomycetes, Polyporales, Fomitopsidaceae. The record is from RefSeq and is a predicted model, not a curated record. The coding region runs from base 35 to 1402 and encodes 455 amino acids.